Messenger RNA from Stereum hirsutum FP-91666 SS1, 1741 nucleotides. RefSeq lists its product as uncharacterized. The transcript has a single exon. The record is from RefSeq and is a predicted model, not a curated record. The coding region runs from base 1 to 1740 and encodes 579 amino acids. Lineage: Eukaryota; Fungi; Basidiomycota; Agaricomycetes; Russulales; Stereaceae.
AUGCCAUCAGGACAUCAGUAUAUGGCUUCGUCGAAAACCUCUGUCCAUAAACUUCCCACUGAAAUCCUCGCCAAAAUCUUCGCUUUGCUCGCAGUCAUCGAUCCGCCGCGCCGUUAUACCGAGGCAGAGCGCAAAUCGCUCAUGUUCGAUGAAGAUGGUCACUUCAAAGCCUAUGAUAGAUCGAGUAUAAGAUCGCCUAUACACUGGAUCGAGAUUACACACGUUUGCCGUUACUGGAGGGAGAUUGCUCUGUCGCAAUGCUCUUUGUGGAUGCAUCCCCUUCUUCAUCUCGGACCAGAGUGGUAUUUGACAUUCCUUCGGCGAGCAGGAUCAGCACCCUUAACCAUAGAACUCGCGGACUAUUGUCGCAGAAUGGUUCUCAGAUCCUCGUGCAUUGUCCCCGACGCCGUCUUUGACGCUGUUCUCGGCCAGAUGGACCACGUCGAAGUACUCAAGAUCAGCUCGCCUGCUCAUCCGGACGAACUCUCAAUCUUCGCGUCGUACACCACCCCUUCCCCGAUGCUUCAAACCCUCGAGAUCAAGAACCAUUCCUCCAAGUUUCCUAUCUACCUGAGGUCCUCGUCCAUCGAUUAUCAUCCUCCCAAGAAAGGAGAACUACCCCCUCCCGAGACCAUCUUCCUGGGCGCCGACUUCCCUCGCCUUCAAAACGUCACCCUGCAUGGCAUAUCCGACGACUGGCUUUCCAUGUCAUUCCGCAAUCUUGUCAAGUUGGACGUCGCGCACACUGAGUACAUCGAAUCGUACGACCCGCUCCUCGAUAUCCUUGAGAGCAGUCUUGGUUUGGAGUUUCUCAGUAUCGUCCAUGCGCUGCCGCACCAUUGCGUUUCAUUCGUCGAGAGACCGCACCGUGUCGUCCUUCCGAAUCUAAAGGCUAUCACGCUCAGCAGCAACUACGACACCUGUACUGCAAAUGUUUUGCGUUCUAUCGAGAUGUCCGCCACUGUGCGCAUCAGGCUCUCUUUCGUCAAGCCUACCUCCGACAAAUACACCGCCCUCUUUGCCGAGCUUCGAGCACAUUUCUCCCGCAGUGAUCCGCCCAGCUUCCAACAUCUCAAAAUAUCGGCUUCGUCGCACGAGCUUCUGAUCGGAGGCUCCUGGCCGUCUUCGCUGACGGGGCUGGAUAUGGACGAGUUCGGGAUACACAACAAAGAGCCGACUUCGUUCUUCUUCAGCACACCCUUCCAUUUCGACCCAGAAGGCGUCAUUCGGACAGCCUUUGACGGGUUUCCCCUCAACUGUGUCAAAACCCUCAUCCUCCACGACGCGAACUCGUCAGAGCUUUGGGACCACGUCCUUACUCGCCCAGGUUUCUACCAUGUCACACUUAUCUGCAUCGAAGACGACUUCCUACGCUCGCGGCCUGAUCUGCAUAGUUCCCUCACGGCCAUGGGCGAAUACGACAAGAAUACACAUAUUUUCCCGAAGCUGCAGAGGAUAGACAUACGUAAGGAUGAUCUUAUUAUUGGAAGGCCGAAAAACGCUGGGCAGAGUGGUCAGGCAACAUUACUGGCGAUGUGUAAGCGGAGGUAUGGGACGGGUUCGCCGGUGAAGACGGUGCGGAUAGUAGAUUGCAAGGUUAGAGGUGAUAGUGUCACGAAGUUGAGGGAGGUUGGACCAGAGGUAGAGCAGGUAAAGGUGACCGAUAGGCCCAAGUCAAAAACGGCCCGGUUGAUACAGCAGUUGACUAAAGAUGACGACGACGACGACGAUAUCUUUUGAG